UUCUCUGCAACGAUGGGAGCUACGGUGUUUUCCAAGUUGGAUCUGCGGUUCGGAUACUGGCAGAUACGGAUGGCGGACAACUCUAUCCACAAAACUGCUUUCCGAACUCGGUAUGGAUCGUACAAGUAUCUGGUAAUGCCGUUCGGAUUCACCAACGCACCGGCAACAUUCCAAGCCGAAAUGAACCACAUUCUACGACAACUUUUGGAUGAGUGCGUGGUGGUGUACCUGGACGACAUCCUUAUCAACUCGCACGACAUAAAGCAGCACGUCGAACACCUGCGACGCGUCUUCAAAAUUCUUCGACGAGAACGAUUCUACGUCAAACUGUCCAAGAGCGAAUUCGCCCUUGAGAAAUUCCAAUUCCUAGGACACAUGGUGAGCGCUCAAGGAGUUCACGUCGACCCCAAGAAAAUCGAAGCCGUACGUACGUGGAAGACACCCGAGAACGUGAAGGAGAUGCAGCAGUUCCUAGGCUUCGCUAAUUAUUACAACCGGUUCGUGCCACAGUAUGCGAAAAUCACAGCUCCACUCACGAAUCUCCUGAAGAAGAACACGCCCUAUAAAUGGGAGCCGAAGCACCAGGAAGCCAUGGAGCAGCUGAACAAGCACUCACGUCCGCACCAGUACUCAUCUUGCCAGACCCCAAACGCGACUACGUCAUCGAAGCUGACGCCAGCGACUAGGCAGUGGGAGCAGUCUUGAUGCUACCAGGGGAAUGGACUUCAGCCA
Closterium sp. NIES-67 is the source of this 732-nucleotide messenger RNA. The record is from the annotation of a GenBank genome assembly. Lineage: Eukaryota; Viridiplantae; Streptophyta; Zygnematophyceae; Desmidiales; Closteriaceae.